Molecule: messenger RNA, 1447 nt
Organism: Lotus japonicus
Lineage: Eukaryota; Viridiplantae; Streptophyta; Magnoliopsida; Fabales; Fabaceae
Product: very-long-chain enoyl-CoA reductase
Exons: 5
Coding region: 259-1188 (309 amino acids)
Biological process (GO): very long-chain fatty acid biosynthetic process
Molecular function (GO): oxidoreductase activity, acting on the CH-CH group of donors
Source: RefSeq, a predicted model, not a curated record
UGUAUCCAAUUAAUGUUGCAUAUGCAUGGCCACAUCUUCUACUGACUAUGCCAUUUAUUUAUCCUUCCUUUCUUCCCAUCCUCAACUAAAUAAAUAUUGAAAUUUUCAUAACCCCCAUUUUCAUUUGUGUCUAUGAUUAUGAGGAACUAGCAAACACAGACCCAACUCUCUUCCACCAAUUCAGCUCUUCUGUCAGAUCUUGCAUCGCAAAGUGUUGCUGACAGUGUUUGGUGAAGUGGGUCUGUUUCGGUUUUGAAGAUGAAGGUCACUUUGGUUUCUAGGAGUGGAAGGGAAAUUGUUAAAGGUGGCAUUGGGCUCAGUGAUUCUGCUACUGUAGCAGAUCUGCAGGAGGCAAUUCAUAAGAGAACCAAGAAGCACCCAUCAAGGCAGCGGUUGACACUUCCUGUCCAACCAGGAUCAAAGGAGAAGCCUGUUGUUCUUAACUACAAAAAAAAUCUGAAAGACUACACAGAUGGAAAUUCAGAAACCUUAACUCUAGUAUUCAAGGACUUAGGCCCACAAGUUUCUUAUCGGACACUUUUCUUCUUUGAGUAUUUGGGGCCUUUGCUUCUCUAUCCAGUAUUCUAUUACUUCCCUGUCUACCAGUACUUUGGCUACAAAAGUGAACGUGUCAUCCGCCCGGUGCAGACAUAUGCCAUGUACUAUUGGUGUUUCCACUACGCCAAACGAAUUCUGGAAACAUUUUUCGUGCAUCGCUUCAGCCAUGCAACCUCACCCCUUUCCAAUGUUUUUCGCAACUGUGCUUAUUAUUGGACCUUUGGCUCAUACAUUGCUUAUUAUGUGAACCAUCCUCUAUAUACCCCUGUAAGUGACCUCCAAAUAAAGAUUGGGUUUGGAUUUGGAAUACUCUGUCAAGUUGCAAAUUUCUAUUGCCAUAUUAUACUGAGGAGUCUUCGUGGACCUGGGGGAGAAGGUGGAUAUCAAAUCCCGCGCGGCUUUCUGUUCAAUAUUGUUACUUGUGCAAAUUACACAACUGAGAUCUAUCAAUGGCUGGGCUUCAACAUUGCAACGCAAACUGUUGCUGGUUAUAUCUUUCUCGCCGUUGCUACUUUUAUCAUGACCAAUUGGGCUUUGGCAAAGCACAGGCGUUUGAAGAAGUUAUUUGAUGGAAAGGAAGGGAGACCAAGGUAUCCUCGUCGAUGGGUAAUAUUGCCGCCAUUUCUGUAGAAGCCUAAGGCACUGAUGAGGUCACCACUCUGCAGUGUUCUGAGAUUUAGAAUUGUAGCUUAUUGAACUUUUGGUGAUCUAGUCCUGUCAGAUAAAAAAAAAUUCUUCCAAUGCUAUUGACUAUGAAGUUGAUUUCCAAGUUGUUGAAGCAGCAUUUUGUAGGAUACUUGUAUUCAUUUCUAAAUUAUCAAACUGGGGAUACUUGUUUCUUCUGAAUCUUCAUCUUGUGUUAGUCAUAUUUAAUGUUUCUGUUUUAUUA